Ascoidea rubescens DSM 1968 is the source of this 1344-nucleotide messenger RNA. RefSeq lists its product as uncharacterized. Gene Ontology annotation, biological process: regulation of cyclin-dependent protein serine/threonine kinase activity. Lineage: Eukaryota; Fungi; Ascomycota; Saccharomycetes; Ascoideales; Ascoideaceae. The record is from RefSeq and is a predicted model, not a curated record. The transcript has a single exon. Gene Ontology annotation, molecular function: protein kinase binding; cyclin-dependent protein serine/threonine kinase regulator activity. Gene Ontology annotation, cellular component: nucleus; cyclin-dependent protein kinase holoenzyme complex. The coding region runs from base 1 to 1344 and encodes 447 amino acids.
AUGACAAUUUCAAUACAUCAAGCUCAAUAUUCUCAAGAAAAUCCAGUUUCUUCAUUAUCUUCAAAAUCUAAUUCUGUGAUUUCAAAUAUUUCAAACACUUCUUCAACUACAAGUAGUCCUAGUAGUCCUAGUAGCACUAGCAGUACAAGUAGCACAAGCAGUACAAGCAGUACAAGCAGUACAAGCAGUACUGGUAGCACAAGUAGUACUACCAGUACUACCAUCGCUGAUAAUGAUAACUCAAAUACAGAUUUAAACUCAAAUAUAGAUAAUUCAAAUGAUAAUCCCUUGGCUUUCCACAAAUUCAAAUUAUCCUUAAACGGAAAUACAAAUUCCUUAUUAAUAUCUGAUGAUGAAAUCAAUUAUUUCAACAAUCUAUAUCUAAAUCUUGAUUUUAUUAAAUUGCACGAUCAAUUAAAACAAAAAAAUGUGUCCAUUUUCAAUAAUCGCUCAAAUAUUAUAACUUCAAAUACUGCCAUUUUAUUACUAUUCAAAUCCUUAUCAAACUUAAUUGAAUUCUGUAAAAUAGCUAAACAAGACCAACACAAAAAUUCUAAAAAUUCUACUAAUGAAAAGAAUUCAAUUAACUUGAACAGCUACAAUUUUAAAAAUAUCGAUGAAAUUAAAAAUAUUAACUCAGCUCUAAACAAUCCAAAUAAUAUUAAUAAAUAUAUACAAAAGGACUUGGAUUUUCUUAACCACAAUUACACUGAUAUUAGUUUCAAAAGAGUCAAUUCAAAAUCAGAUUUUUUAAAAUAUAAUUAUAAUUUAUCAGAUAAAUUACAUAAUGAAACAUUAUCCCCAUUUAAGAUUAAUGAUCUAUUAGUUCAAUUCAAUCAAAAAAAUCAAGUUAAAAAUCAAGGCAAUUUAAAAUCUUUAUUGUUCCAUAAAUUCAAUCUCAAAUCGGCUCCUUCAAUUUCAAUCUUAGAUUAUUUAUUCAAUAUUCACAAAUGCUUUAAAUUUUCCUCCUUUAUUUAUAUCGCUGCUUCGUAUUACAUUUACCAAUUAAUUAUACCUUCUUCUCCUUUUAAUUCUAAAAAUAUUGCAAACCACAACAUGACCUUUAUAAAUUCCUUUGAACUAAACGAAGUUAAUGUUCACAAAUUGAUUUUAACCUCAAUAAGAAUUGCCUCAAAGAUACUAAUGGAAGAUAUCAACUAUUUUAUCAAAAACAUUAAUUAUUCCUCUGUUGUCGGUGUGCCUUUGAAUGAGUUGAACCAGUUGGAGAUUAACUUUUUGUUUUUAAACAAUUUUGAGUUAAAAGUAGAGGAAUUAGAUUUAAUUUCUUACUUAGGUGAAUUGCGUUUACUAAACAGCUAUAUUGAAAAAAAUUCAAAUUACUAA